AUGGGCUCCCCCUCCUCCCUCCCCGCCGCCGGCGCCGCCGCGGCGGCGCUCGUGGUCCUGGCCAUCCUCGCCGGAGGAGGCCACUGCCGCGAGGCCCAGUUCGACGCCACGGACGCCGCCGCCGCCGGCACGGCGGAGAACUACAACACCAGCGACGCCGCCGUGUACUGGGGCCCCUGGCAGAAGGCCCGGGCCACCUGGUACGGCCAGCCCAACGGCGCCGGCCCCGACGACAACGGUGGCGCGUGCGGCUUCAAGCACACCAACCAGUACCCCUUCAUGUCCAUGGGGUCCUGCGGCAACCAGCCAUUGUUCAAGGACGGCAAGGGCUGCGGCUCCUGCUACAAGAUUCGGUGCACCAAAGACAAAUCCUGCUCCGGGAAGGUGGAGACGGUGAUCAUCACCGACAUGAACUACUACCCGGUGUCCAAGUACCACUUCGACCUCAGCGGCACGGCGUUCGGCAGGCUGGCCAAGCCCGGCCUCAACGACAAGCUCCGCCACUCCGGCAUCAUCGACAUCGAGUUCACCAGGGUGCCGUGCGAGUUCCCUGGGCUGAAGAUCGGUUUCCACGUGGAGGAGUACUCCAACCCCGUCUACUUCGCGGUGCUGGUGGAGUACGAGGACGGCGACGGCGACGUGGUGCAGGUGGACCUGAUGGAGUCCAAGACGGCGCACGGCCCCCCCACGGGGCGGUGGACGCCGAUGCGCGAGUCCUGGGGCUCCAUCUGGCGCAUGGACACCAACCACCGCAUGCAGGCGCCCUUCUCCAUCCGCAUCCGCAACGAGUCCGGCAAGACGCUCGUCGCCAAGAACGUCAUCCCGGCCAACUGGAGGCCCAACACCUUCUACCGCUCCUUCGUCCAGUACCAGUAG
Messenger RNA from Miscanthus lutarioriparius, 876 nucleotides. The record is from the annotation of a GenBank genome assembly. Lineage: Eukaryota; Viridiplantae; Streptophyta; Magnoliopsida; Poales; Poaceae.